Messenger RNA from Peromyscus leucopus (white-footed mouse), 2452 nucleotides. RefSeq names its product NIM1 serine/threonine protein kinase (gene Nim1k). Gene Ontology annotation, molecular function: tau-protein kinase activity; protein serine/threonine kinase activity; ATP binding. Gene Ontology annotation, cellular component: cytoplasm. The record is from RefSeq and is a predicted model, not a curated record. Gene Ontology annotation, biological process: microtubule cytoskeleton organization; protein phosphorylation; intracellular signal transduction. Bases 1000 to 2313 code for a protein of 437 amino acids. The transcript is spliced from 4 exons. NCBI's taxonomy places the organism in Eukaryota, Metazoa, Chordata, Mammalia, Rodentia, Cricetidae.
AACCAGCCUGCCAGGUCCAGGCCCGCGUCGCGCGGCGGUGGCCAUCCAGUCUCCUUUUCCCGGCUCCCCAGAGCCAGCCCCCGGCUCGGGAUUGGUCCUGUUCUGGACGCCGAGGGGCACUGGGCUCUGGUGGCGGAGCCUGGAGCCGACAGGCAGCGGGGUUUGCCACGGCCCUGUGGGUCAGAUCUGCUGCUCAUCACGGCUCGCAGAGCCUUAGGAGAGAGAGAGAGAGACCCAGACGUCUGCGCCCGGGGACACCCACGAGCCUGCUCCAGCGCCUGCCACUCUGCGCGCCUAGCCCCGCCGGCCGCACAGCGAGCUCCCCAGGCGGCCUCCCGACUGAGGGUGAGCCGUCAUCGCCAAAUUUUCAGGACAGCUCAGGGCUUAGAAGAGGGCUCAUCUAAAUAAAGGCCGGCUAAAGUGACAUUGUGCAGAUUUAAUCCCCCGGCUGCCGGUGCGACCAAAGGCUGCUUUGCAAGACUCUUUCCUUUCUGGAGUUCAGAUUAUUAAGUCCCCAGGGUCCUGCGACUUGACAGCAAGCGGAAACACAAAAUGAAGGUCAGCGAUGAGUACCCGCUGCAGGGACUCGGGGGCCUCCCAGGGGCUUUUACACUCUGGAGUGCAAGACUGCCUGAUUACACAGGGAAAUAAAGAGGAGCCUUUGUCUCCCAUCGCGGCCACCUACCACACAGGGCAUCAGAUUCCGCCUCAGGAGGAGUUAUGGUAACUGGAUGUGCGUCUGGCUGUGCAGCGAGCACUUGGAAACCCGAGGUCAGAAAGGGCCUGGAGUGAGGCCCCGCUGGGCUGUGCAAGCUCUAUCCAGCCACCGAGUCUCUCUCUCCCAAGGACUUCUUUUUGCUCUGUUCUCAGCACUCUCAGGAACACUGCUCCUGGAGACCUCAGCACACAUCUGCCUCCCUUGUGGCCUCUGCCCGUCGUCCUCCAAGCCGCCCUGACAGUGGCCCUGGGCUGAGAUGGAGACGUGAGCCCGCAUGGACGAUGACUGCAGUGUUUGUGAAUGGAGGCGGCCUGGUGAACACACACUGUGACCGGUGGGACCGGAGGGACAGCGCGGAAAGCAGCGGCGGCCAGACCGAGUGCGGCCAGGAAGGCGAGGAGGACCAGCCGCGCCAGCUGACCCCCUUCGAGAAACUGACUCAGGACAUGUGCCAAGACGAGAAGGUGGUGAGGGAGAUCACGCUGGGGAAACGCAUUGGCUUCUAUCGAAUCCGAGGAGAGAUCGGAAGCGGGAACUUUUCCCAGGUCAAGCUGGGGAUUCACUCCCUAACCAAAGAAAAGGUAGCCAUUAAGAUUCUGGACAAGACCAAGUUAGACCAGAAAACCCAAAGGCUGCUAUCCAGAGAGAUUUCCAGCAUGGAAAAGCUGCACCAUCCCAACAUCAUCCGCCUUUACGAAGUCGUGGAGACCCUGUCCAAACUCCACCUGGUGAUGGAGUAUGCAGGAGGUGGGGAGCUCUUUGGGAAAAUUAGCACCGAGGGGAAGCUUCCCGAACCAGAAAGCAAGCUCAUCUUCUCCCAGAUCGUGUCCGCCGUGAAGCACAUGCAUGAAAACCAAAUUAUUCACAGAGAUCUGAAAGCAGAAAAUGUAUUUUAUACCAGUAGCACGUGCGUGAAGGUGGGGGAUUUUGGAUUCAGCACCGUAAGUAAAAAAGGCGAAAUGCUGAACACCUUCUGCGGGUCUCCGCCCUACGCUGCACCCGAACUUUUCCGAGAUGAACACUAUGUUGGUGUUUAUGUGGAUAUCUGGGCCUUGGGGGUCCUUUUGUACUUCAUGGUGACUGGUACAAUGCCAUUUCGAGCAGAAACCGUGGCCAAACUAAAGAAGAGCAUCCUUGAGGGUACCUACAGCAUACCCCAGCAUGUCUCCGAGCCCUGCCACAGGCUCAUCCGAGGGGUCCUUCAGCCCAUCCCCACAGAGAGGUAUGGGAUCAGCUACAUCAUGAACAAUGAGUGGAUGCGAGGAGUGCCAUACCCCACCCCUUUGGAGCCUUUCCAGCUGGAUCCUAAACAUUUGUCAGAAACCAGCACCCUCAAAGAAGAAGAAAAUGAGGUGAAGAGCACUUUAGAACAUUUGGGGAUUACAGAGGAGCAUAUCCGGAAUAACCAAGGGAGAGAUGCUCGAAGCUCCAUCACCGGGGUCUACAGAAUCAUUUUACAUCGAGUGCAAAGGAAAAAGGCUUUGGAAAGUGUGCCAAUAAUGAUACUGCCAGAACCUAAAGAAAGGGACCUAAAGAAAGGGUCCCGUAUCUACCGAGGCAUAAGACACACAUCUAAAUUCUGUUCGAUUUUAUAAAUUAUAUCAGGCAGCUGGUAACUAACCACGAACAAAGUUUCUGCUUUUAACUUUUCUCAUAGACAACUUGGAUGGAAACAUUUUUGUAAUUUUUAAAUAAAAUUUAAAUUUGAGAUAUGCAUACCACCCCGUCCCCAAC